Messenger RNA from Hibiscus syriacus, 738 nucleotides. RefSeq lists its product as uncharacterized. The record is from RefSeq and is a predicted model, not a curated record. Bases 1 to 738 code for a protein of 245 amino acids. Lineage: Eukaryota; Viridiplantae; Streptophyta; Magnoliopsida; Malvales; Malvaceae. The transcript is spliced from 2 exons.
AUGGCUGUGGAUUUAGCUUGUUUCAAAAGGGUAAACCAUAAAGCAUUCCCUUUCAUCGUCAUGAAUGUCCUUGUUCUGUUUUCCUCCCUUGAUUCCGCGUUCUCCGAGACUUUGGCGGUAGGCGAUUGCAUUCUCGAUAUUAAAAAACCUUCGAAUUGUGAAUCAGGCAACUGGGCUGGUUUUAUCAACGGCAGUUGCUACGGUGGCGCCUUUGAAGAAUACCUUCAUGCGCUCGGACGGCGAGCAAACCUUACAAAAGCCAUUUACUUGAAUUCCACACAACAAAACAAAUGCUUGGAAGAGAUGGAGAGCUUUGAGAAAGAUGUAUACAGCUGUGGAAUUCAGAAGCUAACGAGUGGAGCCGGUGGCUGUUCGGAUUAUACCGUCACCGAUGUAAUCGGUAAGAUGGGAGUUAGGUUCCGAAGCUUACAAGAUGAUUGUUGGGUGCUAGGUACCGGUAACGGAUCGGAUCAAUCGUGUCGUACAUGUUUGAGGAGUUGGGAAGAGAUUAAUCUUGCGGUACACGUUACUGGUGAUGCUGAUGUAUGUAGAUUUGCAGCACUGGUAUCCAUGAUAAGCAAUAGGGUUGACGAUGAGAAUUGGGUCCUUGCAGUAUUUCAAUGCCUUGGAGAAAGGGCUCAUUCCUUAGAUGAACAUGGAAGCACAACUAGCUACAAUAUCCAUAAGAAAGGUAAUCGCAAACCGCAAUCAUCGGCAUUCUCAAGUCCCGAGUUUUGA